Molecule: messenger RNA, 1630 nt
Organism: Mugil cephalus (flathead mullet)
Lineage: Eukaryota; Metazoa; Chordata; Actinopteri; Mugiliformes; Mugilidae
Product: transcription factor Adf-1-like
Exons: 2
Coding region: 118-936 (272 amino acids)
Biological process (GO): regulation of transcription by RNA polymerase II
Cellular component (GO): transcription regulator complex; nucleus
Molecular function (GO): DNA binding
Source: RefSeq, a predicted model, not a curated record
CGACACGGCGCGGCAGGCACCCGCCACUCGCGAUAACUUGCGCCGGGGCGGAAAAGGCGGGAGAAGACUGCCGCUUCCGCGUCCGCGCAGCACACAGAGAGAUAACAUAGGGGCAAAAUGGACGAUAAGUUAAUAUUGGCUGUAUUUGAUUACCCAGAGCUUUACAAUUUCACUUUGCCGAAUUACCGCUGUACAGAAAGUCGGGCAAAUGCUUGGAGAAAUAUCAGUAUCGGACUGGGUCUCCCCUCUGAGGAUUGUAAAAGAAAAUGGAAGAACAUGAGAGACAGGUACCUGAAGGAAGUCCGAAUGGAGAUCAAAACCAAGAAGCAAGGAGAAAUUGUACAAAGUCGAUGGAAAUACAGACAACUCAUGAACUUUAUUGCACCCUUCACUGGGUCGAGAAGCGGACUGGCAGACAUCUGCAGCAACAACGACGACGACCACGACAACCCCGACAACGAGUCUGCCGGUGUGGAGGGAGAAAACACUUUGUCUGAGGCAGUCAAGACGCCGCAAAAUACUACAAAAGUACCCGGGAGUCCACCUGACCCCAAGCCCCAGGUGGCCUCAGUAACGCAGCCCCCUGCAGCAACUCAAGACACACAGGCCCAGCUGGCUGUUCUGGCCAAGGGACCUUCAGGCCCAAACACCACCCCCAGCAGCAACACCGGAAGGAAGCGGUCGCUGCCGUCUCCUCAAAAUACACCCUCACCCACAAAAUGGCCGGUCAAAGACAAUGGCACCUCGUUUCCCAGGAGGCCGCGGGACGAGGACGAACUGUUUCUGCUGAGCUUUGUUCCCGCUCUGAAGCGACUCCCCCCACAGAAAAGGUGUGAGACAAAAAUAAAGAUCCAGCAGAUUAUUUACGAAGCAGAGUUCAACAUAACUAAGCAGGAAUCUCAAGAAAUUAAAGUGGAGCCACAGACAAAGGACUGAUCUGAACUGACUUAUUUUUUUUUUGUUGACUUUAUUCAGUUUUCUGCAAACCUGUUCCACAACCGAAAUAUCUAUUUUUCUUUCCUGACAGCACAAAGUGGUAGAGACUAUUUUUCAUGUUUCAAUUUGUGUAUUUAUUAGACAAGAAAGACUUGGAGGAGUGAAGUCCUUAUAGAUUUACACCUUAAUAAAAAUUCAGACGAGUAUUAACAUCUUCAUUUACAUAUCUUUACUGUCAAUAGAGUAAAUUCACAUUAAGAAAAGUUGUUUCAUGUUCAGCCAACCUUCAUUUUUAACUGUGUAAUAAUCUACAGUAUUUUACAUUUAAUUACAUUGACAUACGUAAACUGAGCAAAAAUGAAAGCUUUUACAGGUCAGGUCAACACUGUUUUAUAAAUUACUUUUCCUGCUGCUUACAUGCAUUAACACAUUUUUUUUUUUUUAAUCACAUCUUAAAAUAAAUAGGCAGCACUGAUUUGAUGAACGUGUGUGAUGUUGGUCGUUUUUGCUGACGAGAUAAGUUGUGAAGAUCUGGUACAGCUGAAUCAACACCAAAAAAAAAAAACCUCCAUUCAUUAAGGCUGAGUCCAGUAUCACAUCACUCUUCUAUGUAAAAACAACAAUUAUAAUAUACAACUCUUUUCACAGAUAUCAUUUCCAAGUUUUAACAGCGGGAAGUGAUGCCUUAAAAUAA